Carcharodon carcharias (great white shark) is the source of this 1394-nucleotide messenger RNA. Its product is annotated as histone H3-like centromeric protein A. Gene Ontology annotation, molecular function: structural constituent of chromatin; DNA binding; protein heterodimerization activity. The transcript has 5 exons. Gene Ontology annotation, cellular component: nucleosome. NCBI's taxonomy places the organism in Eukaryota, Metazoa, Chordata, Chondrichthyes, Lamniformes, Lamnidae. The coding region runs from base 110 to 667 and encodes 185 amino acids. The record is from RefSeq and is a predicted model, not a curated record.
CGGUUGCCCUGGUGACGGCGCGAGCCGCAUUAUUUGAAUCUGACAGAGGGAGCCGCAGCUCGUGGAGAGGUAGCGGGUGAGCCGGGGCAGGAGGCAGACUGCAACAAUAAUGACCGGGAGACCUCGAGGAGCUGCCAGACGGAGGGGGCAAAUGCCAAGGAGGAGAUCACCAUUGAGAGUUUCUCCUGCACACUCACCGCCAAGGAGGAGGUCACCAGCCAGGGCACCCACUGAAAGGUCACCAGUGAGAGCGUCUCCUGCAAGAUCACCACGAGGGAGGAGGACACUAACGAGUCCCCGGAGGAGAUCCCCAAUUGACCCAGGGCGUAGACCAAGAGAUCAGCCACCUACCGGACGGAGAAGGUUCCGCCCGGGUACCAGGGCCUUGAUGGAGAUCCGCAAGUAUCAGAAAUCCACGGAUUUGCUUAUCCGCAAGCUACCAUUCGGCAGACUGGUUCGUGAAGUGGCCUCUCGUUUCACCAGGGGCAUUGAGUUCAGAUGGCAAGUCAAUGCUUUGUUGGCAUUGCAGGAGGCUUCUGAGGCAUUUCUGGUGCUGCUCCUGGAGGAUGCCUACCUCUGCACCCUUCACGCCAAGAGAGUUACUCUGUUCCCAAAGGACGUGCAGCUGGCCCGCAAGAUAAGGGGCAUCCAAGAAGGUCUGGGCUAAGGGAAGGAAAGCAAGUUUUCCAUUCAGUUUUGAUCUGCUCCCCCUCGCCUGUCCAUUGGUGCUGUCUAAUUGCCAAACAAACAAAAAAAGACCAAGUUAAAACUGUAUAGUGGAGACUGAGGGCGACGGGAGCUGUGGUCUGGAACUGCCGCCUGCUUAGGGCCCCUGCCAAACGUCUCUUAACACAGAGCCCGUUGCAUUAUUGUAACGUAGCUAUUUUAGCUCUGCGCUUAAGUAGACGCCUGGCCGUUCUAUGACUUGUAAAUUUUAAGCUUUUUGUACUUUUCAAUCUGUAAUAUCGCUUUUGCAAUUCAAAUAGUACUGAGCAGCUGAUUUGUCAUUUGGUGUUUCAACUACUCUCCACAAUCUGUAAUACAGAUCCCCCACUCUGAUUCCUUGGUCCCCAUGUGCACCCCCUGCUGACACAGGCUUCAGCUGUGCUGCUGGGGUGGAGCUGUCAGUUGUUGAUCUACAAAUGUUAGGGUGCUGCUUGCUGGGUGAGUGCUUGCCCUAGCGCUCGGUGUCACCAGCAUUUGCAGGUUUAACCAGCAGGUAACAUAGUGUGUUGAUCUUGCCGCUGCCUGAGCUCCAUCUGGACAGAAGGGAGUGCAGGCGAGGAAUCAUUAAAUUAACUCUUGAGUAUUGGUGCCACUUCCAGUUCAGCCUUGUGGCUGCCUCUGAUCUCGAUAUAAAUCAGGAAGCCUAGCUUAUUGUUCUGGAGCUCUGC